Molecule: messenger RNA, 1200 nt
Organism: Penaeus vannamei (Pacific white shrimp)
Lineage: Eukaryota; Metazoa; Arthropoda; Malacostraca; Decapoda; Penaeidae
Product: transmembrane protein 127
Biological process (GO): negative regulation of cell population proliferation; negative regulation of TOR signaling
Cellular component (GO): membrane
Source: RefSeq, a predicted model, not a curated record
GUCGUCUUUAUUUACGUUCCUUUUCAUCCCCACAACAACACUCGGGGCCAUGGCGAGGAGACUAGAAAAUAAAGACUUAAUGUAACAUAUUCUUAUGGAUCGUUGGAUGAUCCUGCGCACCUGGUUGUCUCUGCAAAAGCAAACCCUGGGUGGAGGAGGCCUGUGGGACGACCUAGGAAGUCGUGGCUUGGGCAUAUUGAUCAAACCUGUCGUGAGGAGCUUGAGAUGGGCCGAGUCCUUGCCUAGUGGCUUGCCAUGAGGGAUCCCAGAAAGUGGAAACAAACGGUGGAUGCGGCUCUGUGCCCCCAUCGUCGUUAGCCCUUUGAUGAUGAUAAUGAUGCUUGGACUCUACAACUCUGCAAGAAACUUGAUCCAUAAGCUGCUGAAAAUGUCAUAGUCUUGUAAAUCAGUGUUCUUUACACUUUUCAUGGUCACAACACCAAGAAUACUUUUCAUUUAUUCACAACAACAAAGAAUAGAGCAAGAAUGCCGACUCUUCCAGCCUGUGCUGUAGGGGGUCUAUACCCCAGAAGACGUCAGCAGGUCAGACGUGACCAUGACAAGAAUAUCAUGUCUGGGGUGGUCAGCAUUAUUGUAAUUGUUGUAGUGUGUGCUUGCCUAAGCCAACCCCAGUGGUUCUGGUUGGAUGGAGGGGGUUGUACCACACAUACUAUUGGCCUAUAUAUGUUUUUCCACCCGGGAGAGUUCCACGUAACUGAAGACACAACUUACAGCCCUUCAACGUCUCACCUAAUAUAUUAUGCAAAUGGCCACAAGCUGAAAUAUUGUGUGACUCCCGAAAUCGUAACCUUGAUGAGAGUUGUAAUUGGUCUUAUCUUUGUGAUGAUUUGCACAUCAUUAAUUCAAAUGAUGCUUGACAUAACUGGCCCAACAGGCAGAGUUCUUAAGUGCAUCAGAAAAAAUGCAGUUGCUGGGAUUAUAUCAGUUUUGGUGUGUGUAGUGUGCGUUGGUGUAUGCUACUACAUUACUACCUUGAUAGAAACACAACAAGAGGCCACAAAGCCAGUGACUGGACCGGCAGCAUCUGCUAGAGUGCAGAUUAAGCUAGAUGUUGGGUUUUACCUUCUCAUAUUUGCAGGUGGUAUGUCUGUGAUGUCUCUGUGGGAUGCAGCUGGCUACGACCAGCACACAUUUUCCAGGAUGGGGAUGCAGCUCCCUUAGUAGAAGAGUGGGGUGGCC